AUGAGUGUUCAAGUGGAGUAGAAGAAGUAAUGAAACCGCUUCAAAAUGUGUCCCUUGCUAGUUGACUAACUUGGAAGUCUCUUUUGCUGCAAACCUUUCUUUAAUUUCAUUUGAGUCUAAUUUGACGGUGUAUUUAAACAGAUUCAACCGCCGUGCUGAUAAGGGUCCAAGUUGCUAGUUAGCUUGCUAAGCUCAUAAUGCUAUACAUCGUUUGAAUGAACAGACACCGGCGAGGCCGACUGGAUCCUCGGUGUUUCCUGCGUGGGCUAAACCGAACUUCGUCGACAGACACCGGCUUGUCUUUCCAGUGGCCGUCCGCUGCUGGAGCUUCGGGAACUUUAAAGUUCCACCCUAUCAAGAGGUUACUGAAGAGCUAUGGAGGCUCCUCCUGUCACUGUUAUGCCCGUUACUGGCGGCACUAUCAACAUGAUGGAGUAUUUAUUACAAGGAAGUGUGUUGGACCAGGCCCUGGAAAGUCUUUUACAUCGCUUGCGAGGCCUGUGCGACAACAUGGAACCCGCCACCUUUACAGACCAUGAGCUGGUUUACCUCCUGAAAGGCCAACAAGGUAAUCCUUUUAUCCUGCGGGCACGCCGCUCCCUCUCACAUCCCGCAGCCCCCUGGCACCUGCGUUACCUGGGCCAGCCGGAAGUAGGGGACAAGAGCCGCCAUGCCCUCGUGCGCAACUGUGUGGACGUGGCCGCCUCACACAGCUUGCCCGAGUUCCUCAAUGAAAUGGGCUUCCGCAUGGACCAUGAGUUUGUGGCCAAUGGGCACAUUUUCCGCAAAGGCGCCAUGAAAGUAGUGGUUAGCAAGCUGUCGCGAAUCCUUGUCCCGGGCAACACUGAUAACACAGAGCGUCUGUCGCUGUCAUACUUGGUGGAAUUGAGCGUUUUGGCGCCUGCCGGGCAGGACACUGUGUCGGAGGACAUGCGCAGUUUUGCUGAGCAGCUGAAACCUCUGGUUCACCUUGAGAAGAUUGACCCCAGCAAACAGAGACAUUGAAUGACCCCCUUCUUCCAUGCGUAUGAAUAUUGACUCUAGCAAACAUGGACAUUGAAGGACCCCCACCGUCAUAGACAUGUGAGAUCUCUUGUUUAUUUUUACACAGUCUCUCCAUGUUACAUGAAAUGAAAUACAACUAAGCCUUGACCUAAA
Molecule: messenger RNA, 1158 nt
Organism: Corythoichthys intestinalis (scribbled pipefish)
Lineage: Eukaryota; Metazoa; Chordata; Actinopteri; Syngnathiformes; Syngnathidae
Gene: med18
Product: mediator of RNA polymerase II transcription, subunit 18 homolog (yeast)
Exons: 3
Coding region: 376-1005 (209 amino acids)
Biological process (GO): regulation of transcription by RNA polymerase II; termination of RNA polymerase II transcription
Cellular component (GO): core mediator complex; mediator complex
Molecular function (GO): transcription coregulator activity
Source: RefSeq, a predicted model, not a curated record